GGAGCCAGCUUUCGCCGGGUCCCUUCCGCCGCCAAACGGCGCGCUGUCCUGCGGCAGACGGGCUUUGUGGCUGUGUGUGUGUGUGUGUGUCUGUGUGUGUACGCGCGCGCCUGUGCCGGGUGUGGGUGGGUGUGCGUGCUCGCGGGCCGACCUGCAGGAGGCGAGGCGCUCCUGGCCUCCCCUGCCAACCAGUUGAUCGAGCCCCGGGAGGGAAGUGGCCGCAGCCGCCCGGGCCGCCGGCCCUCCCGUCCCCCAACCGGGUCAGCGCUCCCCGGGGCCCACGCUGUGCCCCGUGCCAGCGGCCGGGACCCGCCCAAGUGACACGUACACAGUUGCUCCUAGCAUGACCGUGAUCUGAUCAGCAACCACGAGAAUCUGACUCCCGCGUGGGGUGCCUUAGUGCUGGGGCCUGGUCACCGCCCACAACUCCAGAGCUGCCAUGGCUGCUGCCUCUACGUCCACCCCUGUCAUUUCACAGCCCCAGUUCACAGCCAUGAAUGAACCACAGUGCUUCUACAAUGAGUCCAUUGCCUUCUUUUAUAACCGGAGUGGAAAGUACCUUGCCACAGAAUGGAACACAGUUAGCAAGCUGGUGAUGGGACUUGGAAUCACCGUCUGUAUCUUCAUCAUGUUGGCCAACCUGCUGGUCAUGGUGGCGAUCUAUGUCAACCGCCGCUUCCAUUUUCCUAUUUAUUACUUAAUGGCGAAUCUGGCUGCUGCGGACUUCUUUGCUGGGUUGGCCUACUUCUACCUAAUGUUCAACACAGGACCCAAUACUCGGAGACUGACUGUUAGCACGUGGCUCCUGCGUCAGGGCCUCAUUGACACCAGCCUGACAGCCUCUGUGGCCAACUUACUGGCCAUUGCAAUCGAGAGGCAUAUUACGGUUUUCCGCAUGCAGCUCCACACGCGGAUGAGCAACCGGCGGGUGGUGGUGGUGAUUGUGGUCAUCUGGACCAUGGCCAUUGUUAUGGGGGCCAUACCCAGUGUGGGCUGGAACUGCAUCUGUGAUAUUGAAAACUGUUCCAACAUGGCACCCCUCUACAGUGACUCGUACUUGGUCUUCUGGGCCAUUUUCAACUUGGUGACCUUUGUCGUCAUGGUGGUUCUCUAUGCUCAUAUCUUUGGCUACGUUCGCCAGAGGACUAUGAGGAUGUCUCGGCACAGUUCUGGGCCGCGGCGCAAUCGGGAUACCAUGAUGAGUCUUCUGAAGACUGUGGUCAUCGUGCUCGGUGCCUUUAUCAUCUGCUGGACUCCUGGACUGGUCUUGUUACUUCUUGACGUGUGCUGCCCACAGUGUGACGUUCUGGCCUAUGAGAAGUUUUUCCUUCUGCUUGCCGAGUUCAACUCUGCCAUGAACCCCAUCAUCUACUCCUACCGCGACAAGGAGAUGAGCGCCACCUUCAGGCAGAUCCUCUGCUGCCAGCGCAGUGAGAACACCAGCGGCCCCACGGAAGGCUCCGACCGCUCAGCGUCCUCCGUCAACCACACCAUUCUGGCUGGAGUUCACAGCAACGACCACUCCGUGGUUUAGAAAGGAAACUAACUAAGAUGAGACGCGGCCAUCAUCUGCUGAGGGAUGAUCAUCCUCCCCCGUCCCAAAGGCACGGGCAGGGUGAGGUGUGAGAGAGAGGAAAAACACACUCGUGUGCUUAAACACUAACCCAUGGCAGUAUUUGUUCCUAGACCCACCAAGACUUGAUGUAUAUUGAAAAAUUAGCUUAUGGGACAUCCCUCAUCCUACUCCCCGUUCCUUUUGAAAGUAGAAAGUGGAGACCUUGCAAUAGAAUUCAUAAACAGACUCUGGAGUGUCCAUUUACACUACACUAACUAGUCUUCAAAAGAUUUUGUGUGGUUUGGUGCAAGUCAGAAUCAAUUCUGACUAAUUGAAUCCACAACUUCAUUUACAUACAGGCUUCCCUGUUUUUCUUUUUAAAGGAUACAUUUCAUUUAAUAAACAUGUUUAUGCCUAUCAGCAUGCUUGUGAUGGAUAAGACUAUAGACUGUUUUUAAACGAUCAUAACUCCAUUUUUUUCCUUAUGUAGGAAAACUGUAAAUUAGAAUUACUUUUCUAGAAAGCAUGCAUGUAAUGUAUGUAUGCAGUAUGCUGUACUUAAAAAGAUAAAAGGGUAUUAAUUUUAAAUCUUCUAGGAAAUAGAAAAACCUAGAUGUCAAAGCCAGUAUUUGUUUAGGUUAUGAAACAAACAAUGAUCUAAUCACAAUAUUACCUUUUUUAUUAAAGUGUUGUAACAUGUAUAAAACAAACAGGGAAUGUAAGUUUAUUAUCAGAAGAAUAUGUUGUACUCUAUAAAAGUUAUAGAGAUGAGCACAGUGGUAUUGUUCCCACAUAUUUAUAAUAUCCAAGUACAUUCUAAUUAUUAGUUCAUCAGAGAAAUUUUUUAAUGACCUGUGUUUUUCUGUAUUAUAAUACAUAGUCAUUGUAGAAAACUUGAAAAAUACAGAAAUGUAUAAAACAUUCAGAAAAAAUACUGAUAAUAUCACAACCCAGAAGUAACCACCAUUAACAGCUUUUCCCCUGUGUAUGCCUAUAUGUAUAUUAUAUACCUUUUUAUAUAAUUGGGAUCAUACUGUAAACAGUUUUAUAACCAGUUUGUUUUUUCCACUGCAUAAUUGCCACAUUUUCCUAUGGCAUUAAAAAUUUUACAAAAACAUAAUUUUAAUGGCUAUAUAAUAUUCCAUUUAAUGGAUGCAACUCAGUUUAUUUAACCAUUCCUGUAUUGUUGACUACUUAGGUUAUGUCUAAUUUUCACUAUUAUAAAUAAUGUUGCAAAAAUUUUAUGUACAUAAAACUUUGUCUAUGUAAUUGAUUAUUUACUUAGGACGCAUUCCCAUGAAGGAUUUUUUUUUUUAAUGUGAAAUGUCUUUUUAUGCUCUUACCUUUUAUAAAAGGGGAUUUCCUGCUUUUGCCCUAUGUAGGUGGCAAUUGUGAGGAAAGGCAGUUAAAUUACCUUUUUACAAAGGAAAUGCAGUGGUUACUUUAGUUGAGAGUGACUUUUUUAUAUAACAAGAUGGACUAGAAACAGUCAACUGCCACAAAUAGCCAGGAUACCCUACUUAAUAUGUCUAGCAAUUCCAAAUUUCAUUUGAACAAUGGAUGAUCCAACUCUCGGUAGCCACAACUCUAGUGUAGAAUUGAAGACAAUGCAGAGAAAUCAAACAUGCCGAGUGAAUAAAGGAUCAUCUUCAUAUUAAAUAGCUUCUGUAGCAAAUGGGUUGAGCGUGUUGGUAUGUGACUGGAUACUGUGUAUUCUCUAAGGUCGCCCCCACAGAUGCCGCCAUAUUAGGUGAUACCUGUUCAACUGUCCGGGUAAACUAAUUAUUGCACCAGUUUGUCGUAAUAAGUAACCAGUAAAGUCACAGUCACAAAGCAGGUGUGGGAAAGUCAGGAGUAUGUUUGAGAGAGAGAUGUCCAGAAGAAGAAUGGUUAUUUAGGAAGGAGGAGGUCAGUGCAUGGUCACCAUCUGAGCAGAGGGCAGACUCAACAAGUGCCCAAACUGGAAAGAAUAUGGGGAACCGGUUAGCAGAAAGGUGUUUGCACAGACUUUACACAAAAUACAGAGCAUUUUAUAGUGGAAGGGAACCAAAUGAACUUGGACUUUUACUCACGUGCAUUUAUUCUGAAGGAGAUGUGGACUGUUUGAAAUUUAAAAACAUACUAAUUGGACUUUAAUAAAUCAUUCUCAAUCAGUGUUUGCUAA
Delphinapterus leucas (beluga whale) is the source of this 3719-nucleotide messenger RNA. The record is from RefSeq and is a predicted model, not a curated record. NCBI's taxonomy places the organism in Eukaryota, Metazoa, Chordata, Mammalia, Artiodactyla, Monodontidae.